Meleagris gallopavo (turkey) is the source of this 226-nucleotide messenger RNA. The record is from RefSeq and is a predicted model, not a curated record. Lineage: Eukaryota; Metazoa; Chordata; Aves; Galliformes; Phasianidae.
GUGCGGGAGAUCUGCCUGCUCUUCACGCGGGGCGUGGACUACAAGUGGCAGGCUAUGGCCCUACUGGCCCUACAGGAGGCGGCGGAGGCGUUCCUGGUGCAUCUGCUGGAGGAUGCCUACCUGUGCUCGCUGCACGCGCGCCGCGUCACGCUGUACCCCAAGGACCUGCAGCUGGCACGGCGCCUGCGGGGGCUGCAGGGGGAGGGGUUCUGAGCUGCCCCCCCCC